Molecule: messenger RNA, 3338 nt
Organism: Lytechinus variegatus (green sea urchin)
Lineage: Eukaryota; Metazoa; Echinodermata; Echinoidea; Temnopleuroida; Toxopneustidae
Product: sia-alpha-2,3-Gal-beta-1,4-GlcNAc-R:alpha 2,8-sialyltransferase-like
Exons: 4
Coding region: 1058-2224 (388 amino acids)
Biological process (GO): oligosaccharide metabolic process; N-glycan processing
Molecular function (GO): alpha-N-acetylneuraminate alpha-2,8-sialyltransferase activity
Source: RefSeq, a predicted model, not a curated record
CACUCUCUCACAUUUUCUUCCCAUGUUCUACGUCAAAACAGAUCUGGGAUGAGGCCGAUGAGGUUGCUGUCCAGACGAGAAGGGGAAGCAUUCAAAAGAAAACUAUGGCAGUGAGAAUGCCAUUACAGUCCGUCUGACGAGUUCUGAGAGGGAUUUUCCAAAACGCUACCCUCGCCAAACAUCGUUCGACAGCGUCUCGUACUGCGCCUCAAACCGCUCACUCGUCGAUGUCUCGCCGUCGACAACUCAGCUGACUUGAAAAUUUCAACCCAAGAGACAGGAGCAAAUGCAAGGCUCUAUGUUACGCAUCCUACCCCGGAUGAUGUUCUGGAUAUCUUUGACAACAUCUAAGAAAUCUUAAUUUGUUAUGAGUGGAUGUUCAUUGACGCCUUCAUGGUCUUGGAAAGGACCUUCCGUAACCUGUCUUGAAUUCAUGGGAGUUUCUUAGAUACUGGAAUUAAAACGCAACCAUCGGUGACCACUCAAGGAAUAUCACUCAGUUGGAUAAUAUAGCUUUGUGGGUCUACUUUUGUCUUCAUUACGCAUAAUUUUUUUAUAAUUGCUAUAAUCUCAGAGCAUAUAUAUUAACAGUCUCGUGAGCUUUAGGAUUGGUGAGCUUGAUAUGAGGAUUCUGAAAGCAUAAGGGAUUUAUUUUACCCUAGGAUUCUACGCACAACAUCCCGCCGUGGAUGCCGCAUCUUCAUGAUUUUCAAUUGCCACAUCAAAUUCAAAAGAAGUCGCAUAUUAACGUCCCCCCUUCUUAUCUUAAAGGCAUAUUUGCAGUCCAGCAAAUGAUAUUUCAAUAGUCAGAAAAUGUAUUUUUGACGGCAGUAAAGACAGAAUCUCAACCCCGGAUCUCAACAUGCUGCAUAGCAAAAACCACGACCAGCACACCAUUCUUGAAUAUUACCCUACUCCUAUCUGACGACCCUUCUCCGACCCACCUGCUCUCUUUUUCAUCCCAAGACCAUUUCGUUGCGUCUCCAUCACGGCGUCCUCUCAACCCCUCCACACCACCGCGGUUGACAUCGAGUCCGUGGUCGAUCACCGCUGCAAGAUGUUGGUACGGACCGGACGUCGUAUUAUUUUCCUGAUAUCCCUCAGUCUCUCCGUCUUCGUCCUUCUCUUCCUUCAGACGCCUCGUCGGCUACAGUUGAACCAGCUUCAACAGGCUUACCGGGAUUUCACUGGUACCACAGGCAUCAUACCAAGGAAGAUGCAAGGUUUAGCAGAAGACCAAGCACAGGAGGACGAUUACGGGGAAGAAUCUUAUUAUUCCAUCAUUCGAUACGACGAUAAGGCCAAAGCAAACGUAGAAGAAAUCUUAGAACAUCACUGGGCUGCAAAUAGAACGGCACUACUACAAACCAGGUCCGAGAUGCGAAAGUUUUUCAACCCCUACAAGAUGAUAACCAUGACAUCUGAUGACGACACACGAGGUCAACUCAAACGAUUCUACAGCGCAAAGGCAAAGGCCAUGACCUUGAUACCACCAGGCCUUAGGAAACUACUCCCAACCAAACAACUAUUCAGAAAUCAGUACUUUAAAACUUGCUCCGUGGUCGGCAACAGCGGGAUCCUUCUUAACAGCUCCUGCGGAGCUCACAUCGACGCUGCCGAUUUCUCCUUCCGGUGCAACUUUGCCACGGUCAAAGGUUAUGAAAAGGACGUUGGAACGAAGACGGACGUUAUAACGUUUAAUCCCAGUAUCCUUGAUCGGUUUUAUGGAAGACUUAAAAAGGAUGAGGACAAAAGGCGGUUCGAGGAGCGUUUGGUUAGCUAUGGGAAAUAUGUUUUAUGGAUUCCAAUAUUUUCGACGCAUUACGUUAGCAGAACAGUCCACGAGAUAUUAGACUAUUUCAAUCUAAAUUUUAAAAGAUUUAAAAACAUCCAGCUGGCGUUUCCAGGGAACAUCCUCCCAGACAUAUCAGAUUACUGGUUAACCCAAGGUAUUGACGAAGACAGGAUCAGUACAGGUCUACUCAUGUUCAACAUCGCUGCCACCAUCUGCGAAGAAAUCCACAUGUACGGAUUCUACCCCUUCCCACAAUUUCAAGACAUAUCGAUCCCCUAUCACUACGAUGACAGCAGGAAAAACCGGACGCGGGAUAAUUACGAUUACGGUUACCGCCGGUUUCACCAACUUCCCGACGAAUUUGUGCUCCUCAAGAAACUCCACAAAGCAGGAGUCAUCAAACUGCACUUAGGGGAGUGCCCGACGUGAUUACUGAAGAUGAAAGUGGAUCGUGUAUUCUGAAUCAAUAGAAACGUUAACCAAGGCACAAGGACAAAAUUAAUUGUUCUUUUAUCUUGAGGCAUCUGAUGAAAAGUUUUUCACACAAUGUGGUAUAUCAGAAGGAUACGCCAAGUUAAAAGGUUCGUUCAAAUAUGGUGAGACAACACUUAGUAAUUAUUAUUUGACGCGCAAUGACGCCUCAUAUCUCAUUGACUUUGUAGGCAAUUUUGAUGAGCGUACGGUGGCACCACGUGUGAACGAACCAUAUUAACAUAACAAAUACGCUAAGAUCAUGAAGAUGGUUUUAUCAACGGAAUGUCGUCAAGACCAUUAAGGUUCAGAGAUGGGCGUAAAUGUUAGGUCCAAAAAUAUGGCGUGUAACUCUUUAGCCACUUUACUUUCGCUAUAGCACUGCAUCUUAUACCAAAGAGUGUGAUUGGUGAGUGUCUGUUUUGCGUUGCAUGAUAUUUAUGCUUACCUUAUCGUUUUGCUUUGUUGGACAUCAGAAAAUAUUUAAGAUGCCCAAUAUGCUAUAUACCCAUCGCACUAAAAACAAAAUGUUUAAAAGAAAGGGAGAUAUGGAUUCACGAUUUCGAUUAUAAUUAUUCAUCAUGUUAAUUAUCCAUCAUGUUUAUUGCUCAAUAUGCUUCAAUAGGUCUAUAUUACCACUGGUCGAUUGUCGGAUUUUUCAGCGUCCAAAGUAUUUAGAGAAAUGUAUAGAGUGCCGAUAAUUAUCACUAUACAAUUUCAAACGAUAUAAUUUUGUGAUGAAGUAGGACUUGAAGCGCGAACCUCCAGUUUGAUGGUGUAGGCCAAUCUACAAAGAUCACUACAACCAUUAAUCUGACAAAGGUGUCAGAGUGAGCUUUCGAUAAGAGAAUGGAAAAUGAGGACUAAACAUUCGGAUUAAAAAAAAUGCAAAUGUCCAGUUCUAUAAAGUUAAAAAGUAAAUCUGAAUCAUCUGUCCCCAUUUAAUUCCCCCAACAUCUGGAUUUUGAAAGCGCCUUAUUCAUCGACCCUUAUAAGACAGUUAACAGUCAUUUAUCUUUGCGUCAAAAGCGCCUUAUUCAUCAGCCCUUAUAAGACAAUUAACAUUCAUUUA